Molecule: messenger RNA, 5208 nt
Organism: Acipenser ruthenus (sterlet)
Lineage: Eukaryota; Metazoa; Chordata; Actinopteri; Acipenseriformes; Acipenseridae
Product: arf-GAP with SH3 domain, ANK repeat and PH domain-containing protein 2-like
Exons: 30
Coding region: 468-3656 (1062 amino acids)
Biological process (GO): positive regulation of GTPase activity
Cellular component (GO): cytoplasm
Molecular function (GO): GTPase activator activity; protein binding
Source: RefSeq, a predicted model, not a curated record
UUAGUUCUGUGCCUUCAUUGAAAUUCUGUGUUACUCCGGGCUGGGAACUUUAUCCUGUGCGUUUGCUGGCGGAGCGCUCAUUCAAACGAGCGCUGUGUUUUUAUUCUUGCAUGCAAUCGUACAUAAACUCAUAGAUACAAUCCUCACGCUUUAGUUCUGGAGCGUGCGCGCUCGCUAAUAUUCUCCAUUAAUAAAAAUACCGUUUUUUUUUCUUUCACGGCGACAGGAGGAAUAUGUAGGCUACGUCAAGUCGAAUACACAGACUCCAAGAAAGAGAAAAACGUUGCACCCUUUUUUUUUUAAUUCGGGAUUUCCUAUUCCAAUCGGGAAUUUGUUCUUUCCAGUACAAUGGUUUUAUUGGAGACGUAUCACCAGAUUGCUUCAUGUUAACCUUUUGCACGAUUUUAAUUUCGAGGUAAAGGGAAGAACACUUUUUUUUGUCGAUACAGAUAUAAUACAAGGAAAAAAUGCCGGACCAGAUUACAGUGUCGGAAUUCGUGGCCGAAACGAAUGAAGAUUACAAAGCACCCACCGCCUCUAACUUCACCACUAGAAUGUCUCAAUGCAGGAAUACUGUGACCGCUCUGGAGGAGGCGCUAGAUGUUGACAGAGGUGUCCUGUACAAAAUGAAGAAGUCCGUCAAAGCAAUUUACACGUCUGGCAUGGCACAUGUAGAGAAUGAAGAGCAAUACACCCAGGCGCUGGAGAAGUUUGGAGAUAACUGUGUCUUCAGAGAUGACCCAGAUUUAGGAUCAGCAUUCCUCAAGUUCUCUGUGUUUACAAAGGAGUUGACUGCACUUUUCAAAAACUUGUUUCAAAACAUGAACAACAUCAUCACUUUCCCACUUGAUAGUCUGCUAAAGGGAGAUCUGAAAGGAGUUAAAGGGGAUCUGAAAAAGCCUUUCGACAAGGCCUGGAAAGACUAUGAAACUAAAGUCUGCAAAGGACAUUCUAUACUGAGAGGUACGAAAAUAGAGAAAGAGAAAAAAGAGCAUGCGAAACAGCACGGGAUGAUCCGGACAGAAAUCAGUGGGGCGGAAAUAGCAGAAGAAAUGGAAAAAGAAAGGCGGUUCUUUCAGUUACAGAUGUGCGAGUAUCUUCUCAAAGUCAAUGAGAUCAAGGUGAAGAAGGGAGUCGAUUUGCUUCAGAAUCUCAUCAAAUACUUCCACGCCCAGUGCAAUUUCUUUCAGGAUGGGCUAAAAGCUGUAGAAAGUCUUAAACCUUCAAUUGAGAAACUUGCAACAGAUUUGCACACGAUUAAACAAGUACAGGAUGAAGAGAGGAAACAGCUCACUCAGCUGAGAGACGUGUUGAAAUCAGCGCUGCAGGGGGAGCAGAAAGAGGAUUCUCAGGUUCGUCAGAGUGCAGCCUAUAGUUUACACCAGCCUCAGGGAAACAAAGAGCACGGCACUGAGAGAAGUGGAAACCUCUACAAAAAAAGUGACGGCAUACGCAAAGUAUGGCAGAAAAGGAAGUGCAGCGUUAAAAAUGGGUAUCUCACCAUAUCUCACGGGACGCCAUAUCGGGCAUUUCCCAUAACAACCAGAUACUUUGCUGAAGGCGACAGCAGAGAUCGCCUUUCAGCAGGCAAUUCAGUUUGUGUUAACAGGCUUGCUAACAGACCACCAGCAAAGCUCAAUCUAUUAACUUGCCAAGUGAAACGCAACCCGGACGAGAAAAAAAGCUUUGAUCUCAUAUCACAUGACAGAACGUAUCACUUCCAAGCAGAAGAUGAACCAGAGUGUCAAAUAUGGAUGUCAGUGUUACAGAACAGUAAGGAGGAGGCGCUGAACAACGCUUUCAAAGGCGGCGACCACGACGUGGGAGAAAAUAACAUUGUUCAGGAGCUCACUAAAGCCAUCCUGGCAGAGGUGACGAGGAUGACAGGGAACGACGUAUGCUGUGACUGUGGCGCCCCAGAUCCUACAUGGCUUUCUACAAAUCUGGGGAUUCUAACCUGCAUCGAAUGUUCUGGAAUCCACCGAGAGCUGGGUGUCCACUAUUCCAGAAUACAGUCUCUUACACUGGACAAGUUAGGAACAUCUGAACUCUUGCUGGCCAAGAACAUAGGGAACGCUGGAUUUAAUGAGGUAAUGGAAGCUUGUCUGGCAUCUGAGGAGGUGAUCAAACCCAGUCCCACCAGCGACAUGAAUGCACGAAAGGACUAUAUCACAGCUAAGUACAUAGAAAGAAAAUUUUCCCGUAAGAAGUGUGUUGACAACGCAGCUAAGCUCCACAGUCUUUGUGAAGCAGUAAAAGCCAAAGAUAUUUUUUCUUUGGUUCAAGUCUAUGCUGAAGGUGUGGAUAUGACAGAUCCCAUUCCACUGGCAAAUGGGCAUGAACAUGGAGAAACUGCCCUGCAUCUUGCAGUUAGACUGGUGGACCGGACAUCCCUGCAUAUGGUUGACUUUUUAGCCCAAAACAGUGGAAAUCUUGAUAAACAGACGGCAAAGGGCAGUACAGCUCUGCACUACUGCUGCCUGACAGACAACAUCGAGUGCCUGAAGCUGUUACUGAGGGGGAAGGCUUCCAUUGAAAUAGCCAAUGAAGCUGGGGAAACUGCCCUCGACAUCGCGAAAAGACUGAAACACACUCAGUGUGAGGAGCUGCUCGCUCAGGCAUUAUCUGGGAAAUUCAAUGCCCAUGUCCAUGUGGAAUACGAGUGGCGAUUACACCACGAAGAUCUGGAUGAGAGCGACGAUGACGUGGAUGAAAAGCCCAGUCCCCAUCGUAGGGAGGAGAGGCCUGUCAGCUGCUUCCAGCCUGGCACCAGCCAGCUUCAGCCCACCGCAGCCGCCUUGGCAAGUGACGCAGCCAACCUGGUGAAGGACAAGCAGAGAGGCUACAUCCCCAGUCUAGUCAACAACGAGACCUACGGGGCAAUCCUGAGUGCUAGUCCACCUCCUAACCAGACCACUGUCCCUGUGACUACCAACGCACCCCCACUGCCUCCGAGGAAUAUAGGCAAAGUUCAACUGUCAGUAAUGGGUCCUAGUGUACAGACCACGAGUUCAAACUCGUGGAAGUCUGGCUCUGGGAGUACAGAGGGUUUGAGCAGGCAGAGGUCAUCAUCAGAACCACCAGAUAUUCACCCGCCUGUACCUCCACUGCGAGGAACGUCAACUGCAAAUCCUCCACCCCUGGCACCGCCACCCCCUGUGGCUAAAACUGUGAGUGUCAUGGAAGCGAUGAACCUGCAGUCUAAACAGACAGGCCCGCCCCCCGUCCCGCCGGUCAAGCCAUCCCCUCCGCCACUGCCCCCUCAGCCCCCCAGCAGAGUCCCGCAGCCAAAGUCUCCGGCCAGCACUGAAAAAACAUUCAACAAAGGACCCGUGGGACACAGAUCUGUACCAAAACCAGUUAAAGAAGCUGCUGCCCCAGCAGUCCCGCAGUCCGGGCCCUCUCAGAACUCAGUGGGUCAGAUCCAGCCACCAGCACCCAUGCCAAGGAAGUCUGUUCAAAAGCAGAAGCCUAAAAGAGUAAAAGCUAUUUAUAACUGUGCAGCCGACAACCCCGAUGAGCUGACGUUCUCCGAGGGCGAGGUCAUCAUAGUGGACGGUGAGGAGGACCACGAGUGGUGGCUCGGGCACAUCGAAGGGGACCCGACGAGAAGAGGAGCUUUUCCUGUCACGUUUGUGCACUUCAUUGCUGACUGAAAAGCCUUUCUGAAGGAGGGCCAAAAAAAAACCAACACAUUUCAGCUUUUGUCAAUGUUUUCAUCUGCUCGUGCGAGGUGUACUGCACCACUGGGGUUCCAGCAUGCCAGACUUACAACAGGAGGCAUCUUUAAAGCGAGGUGGAGUCCUUCUGGUCUGUUGCAAUUCAUUUCCAAGGUCUAGAAUGCAUUUGCCACCGACCAUGGUGGAAGCGCUGAAUUUCUCCAGCCAUUGCUUUCAACAUGAUUAGGUAAAAUGCUUCUCUUUCCUUUUAAUGGAGCACUAAAGAUGUAUGUAUAUUCUGUUAUUUGUAAAACGUUGUAAUAUGGCUUACAAUGACAGUAUGUUGCACACCUCUAAAGGUGCUACAUCAAGAAAAUACAAUGUUAAGCCUGUCUGUGCACAUCCAAGGAGUGAAUGCUACUAAAAAUGUUAUGGACCUGAUGUUAACUUGAUUUAGAGGACUGUUCCAACAGGCACCUUAUUGAAAGCAAUGCUGAGGGAUGGAUUGAGUCAGAUGAUACAGAGUUCCCUGUUCAAAAGCUCUGUUCAAACUAUUAUACCUCUGACUGCAAAAUGUAAUUGAAUGACACCGUAGGCAGGUCAUAAAACCAAUGCUUUAUGUUCUGAAUUUAAAUUCUCCCUUUGUAACUUUCACUCCUUGUGGGUAUGCACUUAGUUGCUAGAAUAAUUCAUAUACAGCUUGUUGUAAAUUAGAGAGGAUGCUUGAACUGCAUUUUCCUGAAUUUAGUUAAAAAAUACUGAGUAUGAUGGAUUUGCAGUGUACCUGUUUCAGGUGUAAUAUAAAUACAAAGUAGAGGUUUAUUCCAGAUUGUCUUUUAAUGCGAUGCACAGUAUAUGGACUGCACUAAUAAUUUUUAAAUGAAUGUUUGAGCCAUAUAAAGACAUUCUCACAACCCCACAGUAAAGUUAAUAUAGUUCCAGGGUACAUUACAUUCUAGGGAGACACAAUUAAGGGGUGAGGGUGAGAUAGAUUAAAACAGCCUACCUAAACCAUACAAAAAUCAAAAACUGAAGAGGGAACAAACCCAUAAAUACAGAUUAUAAGAUCAUUUACAUUUUUAACAAUCUUCUACGAAUUCACAUGGAAGAUCUUUUAUAUUUUUAGGUUUUAGAGGUAAAAGAUUUUAAGGGACCAUAAAUUGUGGACAGAGAUACGUUCAAGAUUUUAAGAGACCAUAAAUUGUGGACAGAGAUACGUUCAAGAGUGGGGUUUCCAAAUCUAGGACAGUACCACCCACUCCUGAUUUUGCUGUUUUUAAGGCUUUAAAGCAGCAAGUGGCAUUUGAAACACAGCAAAAGUAUUUUAAAUAUAUAUUGUUUAAAAGCAUGUUAUGUAAUGGAUUUGAUUUGGUUGCAGAGCAACUGUAAUUAUAUAUAUAACCUUAAUUCUAAAUUAAAUAUACCCUUCACUGUACCGACUGCAGUAAACUGAGAUUGAAAAUUGAGCAUGCGUAUCAGUUUGUGCCACACUAUUCUUGUUCAGCUGUUUAUCCACUGGAAAUGUAACAAUAAAACUGUUACUGAAGUA